CGUUCCGCAUAAGGAAGUUGUUAUUAAUGUAUGACGUACGCGGGUCCGCCACAACUGUUUUGUGUUUUCAGCUGUGUUAUUCUGCCGUGGAUAUUCGAAGCGUUUGAACGUUCUUUUCCAAGCGCGACAUUUAAAUAAUUACGGAGUUCCAGAACGUUUAGAAGUUUUGCCAUUCUGCUAUUUUUGGUCCAAGGCUUCGUAAAAACCUGCUCUGAAGGUGUCUAUUUCUGUGAGGUUACGUAACGCAACUGUAUUGUUGGAAGGUUUCUGACUUUCUGAUACGCAGCAGAAGAAAAUUGCAGACCCCCCAGUUCUGCUUGGCUGUUCUACAUACGUGGAGCUGUUUUCACAGCUUUCGGGAGUGGGCAUUCCUAACGCGCGCCAGGCCGAUCAGGUCUUGUAAAAUUUCAAACCAAAAGUAACUUGUUUUUUCGUGCUUUAUUCCUUCUGCCGAGUCCCAAAAAAAAAAAAACUGAAAUUUUAACCGGGGGGCAAGAUAAAGUACCGCAAGUGGGAGUGCCGGCCCCUUGGAGAGCGAACAUUUCGCCUACCGCGGCCAGUUUUAAGGUUAUGUACCCCUUGACGAGCCCCCAGAAAAUGACUGAAGCCUAUUUCCACCGAGUGAACCCCAUCUACUACUCAGACUACUCCGAUACGACAUUGCUGGUAGAAGAUAAGAAAAAAUACGGCCUGUCUUGAGCUGCUCUAAGAAGGUAUUUUUCUUUUUUUUUCUGUUCACUUCAGUCGUGUUGAAGUGCCGAAGAAAGGUGGUGCUAGCGAAGUGUGCUGAGCAGAACUUUGCUGUCUGCGAACGGAGUCUCUUCAUGAAGCAACAUUACUUGGCCUGCGAUACUUCCGCCAGCCAGCAGAACACGAUGGACGCCAUCUACAGUUCCCCCGUGGUGAAGUCCUUCGUGGCGGGGUCCGUGUCGGGGAUGUGCUCGACGGUGAUGUUCCAGCCGCUGGACCUGGUGAAGACGCGGCUGCAGAACCCGGUGCAGAUCGCGUGCGGCGUGUCGCCCGGCCAGAGCGCGGGGAUGAUCACGGUCAUCUCGCACAUCCUGCGCAAGGAGCACGUGCCCGGCCUGUGGAGGGGCAUGACCCCGUCCAUCACGCGGUGCGUGCCGGGCGUGGGGCUGUACUUCUCGUGCCUGCACGCGCUCAAGUCGCGGUGCGUGCCGGCCGACACGGAGCCCGGCGCGCUGCAGGCGGUCGUGCUGGGCGCGGCGGCGCGCACCAUGAGCGGUGUGUGCCUCAUCCCCAUCACCGUCAUCAAGACCAGGUUUGAGAGCGGGGUGUACCACUACAGCGGCGUGCUGCAGGCCCUUGGGACCAUCUACCGCACGGAGGGCGUGCGCGGCCUGUGCUGCGGCCUGGUGCCCACGCUGUUCCGCGACGCCCCCUUCUCCGGCCUCUACCUCAUGUUCUACUCCCAGGCCAAGGGCGCCCUUCCCGAGGACUGGACCAAAGGCAGCCUGCAGGCGCCGGCCAACUUCUCGUGCGGGCUGGCGGCGGGCGUGCUGGCCUCGGUGGUCACGCAGCCGGCGGACGUGCUCAAGACCAAGAUGCAGCUGUACCCGGACAGGUUCCGCGACCUGCGCUCCGUGGUCCUGUACGUCCGCCAGAAGUACGGCGUUAAGGGCUACUUCCGAGGCCUGGUGCCGCGGAUGCUGCGCAGGACCCUGAUGGCUGCGAUGGCGUGGACAGUGUACGAGCAGCUAACAAGGAGCAUGGGGCUGAAAUGACGCUCGCCGCCGGCCGGCAGUUGAGGCCGCCCGCCGACAGCACUGCCGAAGCCAAGGGGGUUUGCGAAAACACGUUCGUCGCUGUCUGGAGUCCGGUCUCGGAGGCCGUUAUUGGUCGACAACUGGGAAGAAUGCACGCGCGAUGAAGCUAUUGGCUGCCGUCCACAGAGUGGCACAAUGUUAGAGAGUAGCAAUCCAAGUUCUGUGGUGACGGUGCUUUUUGUCUGAUCACUUCAUUCGUACCGUUAGGUAGAGCGUAGAAGUUUAGCUUUUUUUUUUGACGAGAUAACUUGCUUUAAAAAAAAUAUAUCUAUCGCUGCAUGGUUUGGAAAUCGUAUCCGAAGGAAUUUGUAUUUAGAAUAAUGUAAUAUGUUUAAUUAUUAAUGAUAAAAAAAUUAUAAAUGUUUGUGGUUAAUAAUUAUUUUGCAUUGUAAUUUGUUAGAACUAAAUACAGUGAAUUUAUAUUUUGUAGUCAACAGGAUAUUUCUUAACGCCUUCCUCUGAUUGUUUGAAUUUGUAUUUCUAAUGUAAAAAAAAAGUUAAAAUUAAUAGCAGAAAAUAUUUUGCUUAUACUGAAGACUGUUAAAGCCUAUCCAUGUGUUGUCAAAGCUUAAAUGAUGAUCAAACAAUUGUACAGACAAACCUCUAUAUAUCGUUUUUCAGGGGACCAACAAAAAAUUCAGUAGAUGCGGACAUUCAAUAGAUGUGGAUUUCACUCUUAGAUUGUGAAAAAAUAUUUCAAUCUCAAAAUUAGUGUCAGAAAUAUAUCAGUUACUUGUCAUUAAAGUUUAAUCAAUUGAAAAAAAAUUAAAAUGAAAGCAUUUUACUUAAUUCAAUUUACACUUUAAAAAAACCAUAGCCUAUGCACAAUAGACCUACAAUUCAAUUUCUUCAAUAAUCCUAAUUUGUUCAUCAAGUGUUCUCACCUGUUUACUAUGCCGAGACAUUUUAAUCACUCUAAAACGUUAACCUCACUUUUGCACUUUUUAUUAAGUCAACAUUCACGCACAUGUAAAGGAAACACCAAUCAGAAUCAGGAAUUAGCAUGUGCCAUAAAUUAGGAUAGCAUGCCCGAACAAUGAAAUACCGGCCUACAGAAAUGCGUUCAUGAUGCUGCACAGGAAUCAAUAAAAUUUCAACGCCAUAGCGGACGCCAUAUUGGUUUCUUUGUACCUUAUAAACGAGACGUCUCAAUGCUCAGUCAUAAUAAGGGACAUGUUUAUUCUUGAAGUGAUUUUAUAUAUGUACGGUAUAAGAUGUUUUGUUUUUUACUUUACCAUUUUAGCCGACGUGAAAAAGUUUCGUACAUAAAUACUAGUCGAUAGUGUGGCAACGUUUCGUGACGAGUCGAUUUCACGGAAAUAUGGCACCAUUGUUAGCCAUCUACUGUUUGUAUUCGUACAUCGGUACAAGCGGACUUUUUUAACCUUAGUUGUAUGGCAAUUUUGCCGGGACCGUAGAAAGUAUACGAUAAACACGGACAAUCGAUACAUGCGAGUUCGAUAGAUAGAGGUUUGACUGUACUUUCCAAGUUAUAAAAUAGUUUUCUAUUGCGUAUGUAGGUAAACAAGUUUGUUGAACUAUUCACUGCAAAAAAUUAGGUUUAGUUGAAGAGGGUGUACACUUAUAGCUGAGGUAGAUUUCUGUGUAAAUAUGUUUAUAUUCGCUUCUCUAGAGGGACCAAAUACUACCGGGUUUAUAAUAUUUGAAAUUUAGUGCAGAUAUUUUGAUAUGAAGGAUGUUACUUUUUUUGACAUGUUUAUGCUUUGUACUCUGCUUUUACAAUAAAUAUUUCAUAUUAUGGUUA
This is a messenger RNA of Bacillus rossius redtenbacheri, 3552 nucleotides long. RefSeq names its product mitochondrial glycine transporter A-like. The record is from RefSeq and is a predicted model, not a curated record. Gene Ontology annotation, cellular component: mitochondrion; mitochondrial inner membrane. Gene Ontology annotation, biological process: glycine import into mitochondrion. NCBI's taxonomy places the organism in Eukaryota, Metazoa, Arthropoda, Insecta, Phasmatodea, Bacillidae. Bases 825 to 1745 code for a protein of 306 amino acids. The transcript has 9 exons. Gene Ontology annotation, molecular function: glycine transmembrane transporter activity.